CGAGGCCGGCUGCACUUGUGGAGAUCCGCGGGUCCCCCGGGCCGAGCGCCCCGCGGCUGGCGGCGAUGUCCGGGUUCGACAGCUUCAACACGGAGUUCUUCCAGACCAGCUACAGCAUCGACGAGCAGGCCCAGCCCUACGAGUACGGCGGCGGGAGGCCCUACGGCAGGCAGUAUGGAGGCUACGAGUACUCUCAACAGAGUGGAUUUGUCCCUCCCGAGAUGAUGCAGCAGCAGCCUUACACAGGGCAGAUUUACCAGCCAACGCAGACAUAUACUCCAACUUCAGCACAGUCGUUCUAUGGAAGUAAUUUUGAGGAUGAGCCUCCUCUGUUAGAAGAAUUGGGGAUCAAUUUUGACCACAUCUGGCAGAAGACACUAACAGUUCUGCACCCAUUAAAAGUAGCGGAUGGCAGCAUCAUGAAUGAGACUGACCUGGCUGGACCAAUGGUCUUCUGUCUAGCUUUCGGAGCCACAUUGUUACUGGCUGGUAAAAUUCAGUUUGGCUACGUGUAUGGAAUAAGUGCAAUUGGAUGCUUAGGGAUGUUCUGUCUCCUGAACCUGAUGAGCAUGACGGGCGUCUCGUUCGGCUGCGUCGCCAGUGUCCUUGGAUACUGCCUUCUUCCUAUGAUCCUGCUCUCCACUUUUGCCAUUGUAUUUUCAUUGCAGGGAGUGAUGGGAAUUAUCCUCACAGCUGGGAUCAUUGGCUGGUGCAGCUUUUCUGCUUCCAAAAUCUUUAUUUCUGCCUUAGCAAUGGAAGGACAGCAACUUCUAGUAGCAUACCCCUGUGCUUUAUUGUAUGGGGUCUUUGCUCUCAUUUCUGUGUUCUGAAUAGACUGUCCAAACCCUUGGACUCCAGUGGGCCAAACUGAAGACAUCAACUCGGGAUAUUUCAUUGGACCAGAAGCAGUUGCAAGCACCUGUAUAGUGGGGACAUCACAAACUUAGACCAGUUUUAAACCAUCUGGAAAAUGGAAACAAACGUCUUGUGUUCACUUUUUUAGAACUUUGAAUACUGUUCUCAAUUGACCUGAGGUGUCUAUAGCUUUAAUAAGUGUUCAUGCUUAUCAAGUUAAUGUAAUUUUUUUUCCCAUUCCUAUAUCUUCAGAAAAGUAACUUUUGAUUGUUUAUGUGAGAUGGGGGGUCUAGUUUGGUUUUUUGGGGGGAGUGAAGGAGAGGGGAGGGAGAAGGGUAACACACUAAGAUUUUUCUUAGCAGAAGUUACCAGAGCCACAGACAGUGUGGGACUGGCAUUCUUUUUGAAGAAAUCUGCAGUAACGAAGAACCUGUUUCUCUCUCCUCUUGCCAGGCGCACGGAACGUAUGCAAUUACUUCCUGUAUUUUAACAAAUACACUCUUAAGUUCUUCAGUCUCAGUUACGUGUUCAUUUGAUGUGAUAGUAUUUCAGGAUGUCAGAAACUGAAAUCAUGAAUUAGAAAACAGAUGCUUUAAAAAUUAGAAGUUUCUGUAAUUCUGUCACACUUGAAAUAUGAAUCCACCUGGAUGUCUGAGUAGCUAUGUGUUAACUUGAAUUUCUGAAGACUUCAGCUAGAGGUUUUUUCCUAAUGGUGCACAAAUUAGUAGACAGAGAGUAAUCUCUUCAAGUACUACCAAGAGAAACACCAUUUCGAAAACGCUUGUCAGUAUUGUUGUUACUGUAAAAGUAAUUUAAGGAACAUUGAUUAAAUUUUCCUUAGAUUUUGAAAAUGGUGUUUGCUUCUCCCAACCUUUAUUUUUGAGUGAACUUCAGUUACUAAAAUAAACUUUCAUAUAGCAGCAAAAUCACAUUUAAAAGUAUGUUCAGUCAGUGGAUUUGGUAUUUGCUUCAGCCAGAAAUAUUUGAUUGUACUUUAGAAACAUGAGACUUUUUGCAAACAACUGUUAUCACAAAGUAGAUUACAGGUAUGAGAAGUGGGAAAGCAAAGGUGCUUGGUCUGCACGUCAGCUCUUGUUAAUUCCCAAAAUAAGCAAGGAAGGGAUGCAGACACUGAACCUUUCACAGGGAGGGGAUGUGGUUGUCACCCCCCUAGAAAUGAAGACUCUCCCAUGAAGUAUUACUAUUUUGUUGGCAAUUUAAUCCAGGGGAUUUCAUUUCAUGGAGUUUAUAGCAUUUGUCUCAUAUUCAUCUGCCAGCUAUGUACAGAGCUCUGUUUGUUGGUCCUGGAGCUGAAUCAGUGUGCAAAUGGGUCUUACUUCAAAGGCAAGCUUGGUGGAAAACUGCCAUUGCUUACAUAGUGAGCCUUCAUCUUAGUGAGACAAGGGUCUCACUUUGCGUGCUUCAGCAUGCAUCGUUCUUUGCUCUUCCCUCAAUUCUUUGUGUUCUCCUAAAAAUGCCUUCCUAGUGCUGCUGGAAGUUACUGACAAGAUCCUCUUCUAUUGGCCAGAGCUGUUCUAUCCUGUGUUACUGGGAGUUGUGGGAUGCACUGAAUGAGUGUAGAACCAUUAAGAACCAGUUACCAAUGCACUGAGCUGUUCUACUAUAGCUGGCUAUGGUAAUGAAUUUUAAAACUUGUGCACAUGAGAGGAAAAAAAACCUUCAAUUUUCUUCUGGAAUUGAAUUCAAGAACCCAGAUAAUGUUCUGCUUUGCUACCUUAUUACGAGUUAUUAUCAUCCUAAAUAAAAUUGUUGCAUUUAUUUAGUGAAA
Meleagris gallopavo (turkey) is the source of this 2644-nucleotide messenger RNA. It is a transcript of the gene YIPF5, whose product is annotated as Yip1 domain family member 5. The record is from RefSeq and is a predicted model, not a curated record. Gene Ontology annotation, cellular component: membrane; trans-Golgi network. Lineage: Eukaryota; Metazoa; Chordata; Aves; Galliformes; Phasianidae. Gene Ontology annotation, biological process: vesicle fusion with Golgi apparatus; endoplasmic reticulum to Golgi vesicle-mediated transport; regulation of ER to Golgi vesicle-mediated transport.